Messenger RNA from Sorex araneus (European shrew), 8851 nucleotides. RefSeq names its product solute carrier family 35 member E3 (gene SLC35E3). The record is from RefSeq and is a predicted model, not a curated record. The transcript is spliced from 5 exons. Gene Ontology annotation, molecular function: antiporter activity; nucleotide-sugar transmembrane transporter activity. Bases 163 to 1104 code for a protein of 313 amino acids. NCBI's taxonomy places the organism in Eukaryota, Metazoa, Chordata, Mammalia, Eulipotyphla, Soricidae. Gene Ontology annotation, cellular component: Golgi apparatus.
CCGCCGCGUCGUCGCGCGCUGCCCGGGCGGGGGAGGCGCGGCGCGUGUGCGCGGCGGAGGCUGCGGCUCGCGGAGCCCCGCGGGGUGCACGCCCCUCCCCGAGCCGAGGGGGAAGCCCCGAGCUGCGCGGACGGCGCGGCGGCCGCAGGGCCCGGCUGCCCCAUGGAGUCGCUGGGCGAGCGAGUGCGGAGCAACGGGCGCAUCGCCGCCGGACUCCUGCUCAACCUGCUGGUGUCCAUCUGCAUCGUGUUCCUCAACAAAUGGAUCUACGUGCACCACGGCUUCCCCAACAUGAGCCUGACCCUGGUGCACUUCGUGGUCACCUGGCUGGGCCUGUACGUCUGCCAGAAGCUGGACAUCUUCGCCCCCAAGAGCCUGCCCCCUUCCAGGCUGCUGCUCCUGGCGCUCAGCUUCUGCGGCUUCGUGGUCUUCACCAACCUCUCGCUGCAGAACAACACCAUCGGCACCUACCAGCUGGCCAAGGCCAUGACCACGCCGGUGAUCAUCGGCAUCCAGACCCUCUUCUACAAGAAAACCUUCUCCACGAGAAUCCAGCUCACGCUGAUUCCUAUAACUUUAGGUGUAAUCCUAAAUUCUUAUUACGAUGUGAAGUUUAAUUUCCUUGGAAUGGUGUUUGCUGCUCUUGGUGUUUUAGUUACAUCCCUUUAUCAAGUGUGGGUCGGGGCCAAACAGCAUGAAUUGCAAGUGAACUCCAUGCAGCUGCUGUACUACCAGGCUCCCAUGUCUUCUGCCAUGUUGCUGGUCGCGGUGCCCUUUUUUGAGCCGGUCUUUGGAGAAGGAGGACUCUUUGGCCCCUGGUCAGUGUCUGCUUUGCUUAUGGUGCUGCUCUCUGGGGUAAUAGCCUUCAUGGUGAACUUAUCGAUUUAUUGGAUCAUCGGGAACACUUCACCAGUCACCUAUAACAUGUUUGGACACUUCAAGUUCUGCAUUACUUUACUUGGAGGAUAUGUUUUAUUUAAAGAUCCACUGUCAAUUAACCAGGGUCUUGGCAUGCUGUGUACAUUAUUUGGCAUUCUUGCCUAUACCCAUUUUAAACUCAGCGAACAGGAUGGAACUAAGAGUAAGUUGGUACAGCGUCCUUAAUUGUGUUUUUGUGGGGGAAAAGACAGUUGCCCCAAGAAGAUUAUUUUUUAAAAAAAGAAGUUGUUACGCGUGCAAGUUUCUUUCCAAGGAGAAAAUAAAAAUCAGCAAAAUUCAUGAUGCUCUGCAAGAAAUAACACAAAAGGAAAUUUGAUCAAAAAUAUAUGGCUUCCUCUUUUAGAAACCUUUUUCUUUUUUUACAUAAACUUAAUUCUCUAAGACAGGGUCAAGUGCUGCUUUUCCUAGCUAUUGUGCGAAGUGUAUGGGAUGGUUUGUUUAUACCGAGUGAAGUAUGGAAAUGAAAGCUCUGGGCUGAUGACAAAAGAAUUCAUACUGUGUCCCAGAGAUGAGUUCCAGAUUUGAAGUGAGUUCCAGAUUUGAAGUGCUCGUGCCUUGCCGAGGGACAUGUGGACUCAUUCUUGCUCUAGUAUUAUCAUUCUGUCUUAGCACGCAAGUCAGAAGCUAAAUCUGGCAUUUCAUUUUUAGCAAACUAUUUCAGAAGUAACUCUUACUUAUUUCAUUUAAAGAAGCAAAAUGUUAUUUAUGGGAAAUUGUAUAGUAAAUGACAAAAUAUGGGCUAUAAGGCAAAAUAUGAGCUGGAGAGAGUGAGUAUGGGAGUUAAGGUGCUGUCUUGUCUGCCAUGGACCCCAUCACCACCAGGGGACACUCAUGAGCACAGAGUCUCGAAUAGCCUCUAAACAUGCCUGGGUUUGGCCCAAAAAACCAAAAACAAGAUAAAGGAAAAAAAGACAAAGUCCAGUUAUAAAUACUUUUCUAGUAGAAAAUAAAUAAAUUAUGCAGUGUCAAAAAAAGGUACGAUGGUUUCUGUGGGCAGCCAGAGUUUCUGUAAGUAUUCUCUUGUGGAGCCUUCUCUAUAGAAACGAAAUGUAAAGUUCAGGAAAGAAGGAAGUCUAUGCUCAAAUAACCCAAAGAAAAGACUGGAUGAACAGAUUUCCUGUUAUUUUGAUUAACUAUUCUCCUGACCUCUUAAAAAUCUUUCAUGCUGGCAAUUUCCUUUUUCGUUUUUUUUGCGCCACACCUGGCAGUGCUUAAGGGGACUGUGUGGUGCCAGAGAUUGAACUGAGGAGUCCUGCAUGCAGCACAUGCACGGCCGCCCUUUUAGCCAGUGUCCAGCCCUUAUCAUGGCAAUUCAUUUUUUUGUCAAAGGCUCCCGCCCAGUGGUGCUCAGAGCAUAUGGUGCUUGGCGGCUGCAGGCAAGGCAGGUCCCACUCCAAGGAGCCAACUUCCUCACCCCAUCGAGGUCACUUCUCAACACAGCCUCCCCGCUCCCACGCUCUGACCCCCACAUAAGACACAUCUAUGCUUUGGCUUUGGGAAUUUGGAGUGAAUUAUUUUCAGCCUCUUCAAGAUGUCUGGAAAGAGUUCUUAGGCAUCAAGGCAGGAACAUAUACUGCCCGACACUAAGAAGAACCCCCUUGAAAACAUAAGUGAAAAUAUGGAAGCAAAGUAGCAAAAUAGUAAAUAUGUAAUGGAUUCAAUGAUUUCUUUUUUCUUUUUGGGUCACACUCGGCAAUGCACAGGGGUUACUCCUGGCUCUGCACUCAGGAAUCACUCCUGGAGGUGCACAGAGGACCAUAUGGGAUGCUGGGAAUCGAACCUAGGUCACCCGCGUGCAAGGCAAACGCCCUACCCGCUGUGCUAUCACUCCAGCCCCCUUCAGUGAUUUUUAAAGAAAUAAUUAAGCUGUAGGGGAAAUACCUGAUUUCCACUUAAGAAACUGCCAUACAUGUACUUACGGAAUGUGUUUCAGCCUUUCAGCCAUUUUUGUAUGUGCUUUUUGUUGGGGGACAUACCCAGUGGUGCUCGGGGAUUACUGCUGGCUCUGUGCCGUAGGGUCACUCCUGGCAAGCUUGGGGGACCAUGUGUGGUGCGGGGGAUUAAACCCAGGCUGACUGCAUGCAAGACAAACACCCUACCCACUGUGCUACUGCUUUAGCUCCAGCCUUGGACUUUUUGACCGUUGAGUAUUAGAAGCAGUUGCUGUUAACCUUUUCCAGUAAAUUGGAUGAAGUAGAUAAGCCCUCUUAACAUAUUAUUCACUUUUUAAAAAAUUUUAGUGAGAAAAUAUUGAGUUCAGAUAGGGGCCAGAGUGAUAGUACAGUGGGGAAGGCAUUUGCCUUGCUUGUGGCUGACCAGGGUUUGGUCCCCAGCAUCCCAUGUGGUCCCCUGAACACUGCCAGGAGCAGUUCCUGAAUGCUGAGCCAGGAGUGAACCCUGAGCAUCACCAGGUGUGGUCCAAAAACAAAACAAAAGCACAAAGAGAUAUGCUUAUAAAAUAAUACCCUUUAGGAUUUCUAUCCCUCUUACCUCCAGCAUAUUUGAAAUGAAAAAACUCUCUGAAAAGCAUCAUUGACAGGAUUUUAAUCAAUCUGUUGUGUGAUUAUUGUGAAUUUCUGUUUGUGUUUAAGAUGUUCUUUGGUUCUUCAUUUUCAAUGAUAUAUUUAUUGUGCUGAGGUCUAAAAUGUUUUCUGUAUCUCUUAAAUCAACAUACUUGUUUCCCAAAAGCUGGAAGAAAGUAUUUCAGUGCAGUGAGAAGCCUGAGACUUGCCUGCUUUACUAGUGGGGUUGAUGUGUGCCAUAUGCAAAUUCUUAAUUGUAAUUACAGCUUAAAGAGGUUUGUAAUAGGACACAGAGGACAAAGUGUUUGCCUUGCAUACAGCAGACCCAGGUUUAGUCCUUGGCACCACAUGUGGUCCCACAAACCCUGCCAGGAGUGAUCCUUGGGCAUAGCCAAGAGUAAGCCCUUAGCACAGCUGUGUGUGACCAAAAAUAAGAAAAAGGGGCGAGAGUCUUAGUAUAAAUGAGGGUGAUGGUUUUAUAAUAUGUGACUGGUAUCAACAGGAAUGUGGCAAGAAGAUUGUUUAUAGAAAUGAAUAAAAUACAUACUUCUAGAACUAGAAUCUGGUAGGCAAUUUUUGCUCUGAAGAUCAUCAUCCCAUUGAAAAGAAAAUUCCUUCAGAAAAUUAAAAAAAAAAAAAACACCAGUAUGAAACAGAGAAGUCCAGGAGAAGUGCUAUGGACAUACACUUGCUCAACUUCUGUAAUGGAUGUAACUGUACUUAUGUUUCAGUCAGUGUUAGAUGAGAAAAAUUCAGGGUUUGCCUGUUACAAAUAAAGAGAACCUGAUAUUUUUACUUUUGUAUUGCUUCGAUGACAGUGGGGGGAGAAGCCAGCUUUUGUGUAUGGGGGGAGAAGCCAGCUUUUGUGGCACUGCUGACCUGUCUCCAUCCCAGAUCUGCCGGAACCAAUGAAACGGAACCCUCAUCUCCCUUCUGACAACAUAAAGGAUAAAUCUUUCUCCAUGAAAUAUGUGGGAUUCAUUUUAUUUUCUUUAAAAAUAACGAGGGACUGGUAUUACGGUACAGCAGGUAAGGCACUUGCCUUUCAUGCAAACACUUUGCAUUGACGCACCAUUGAAUAGUUGGGUGAAUUGGGUAUAUAGAAUGGCCAAAAGUGAAAGUCUGUUUCAGAGAAUGGAAACAGAUUACUGGGUACAUUCUGUCUUGCAUUUCUGUUUCCCCACCUGAACUAGAUUUAAACUUGCUAAAUUCCGGGAUACAAUGAUAAUUGCCCUUGUUUAGGCUUAUUAAACGUGUGUGCCAGGAGUUGGAGAUAGCAUAGUGUUAAGGUGCUUUGCUGGCACCCCAUACUGCCACCUCACCCCACCCCAGCCCAGCCCUACCUGGUGUGGCCCAAAAAAUGAAAAUGAAAACAUUAAGCCACAUUUUUUUUUUCUUUUUGGGUCACACCCGGCCAUGCACAGGGGUUACUCCUGGCUCUGUACUGAGGAAUUAUUCCUGGCAGUGCUCAGGGGACCAUAUGGGAUGCUGGGAUUCGAACCCGGGCAGCUGCGUGCAAGGCAAACACCCUACCUGCUGUGCUAUCGCUCCAGCCCCGAAAAUGAAAACAUUAUAUGGCAGAUAUCCGAGAAAGACAAACCUGUGUUUGCUAGCAUCUUUAAAAACAUCAGUAUAGCAGAAAAGCUAGAUAGUAAAUAAAAAUAAGAUAUAUUUAUUAGAACCAGCAGAGGAACCCAAGUGUGUGGGACCCGGAGCCAAGAUCUCCAAGGCUGCUCAGAUCAGGACUGGGCCUCUUCCACCCAAACAUCUCAUAGCCUAGCUCGCCCUCUUGGAGAACCUGGCAAGCUACUGAAGAGUUUACUGCCCACCCGGUGGAGAGCCUGGCAAGCUCCCCAUGGCAUAUGCAUAUGCCAAAUACAGUAAAAUACAGGGUCUCAUUCCCCUGACCCUGAAGAGCCUCUAAUGUGGCACCAUUGGGAAGGACGAGUAAAGAGAGGCUGCUAAAAUCUCCGGGCUAGGGUGAGUGGAGGAUUAAUGGAGACUUUACUGGGCCCACUUGAGCAAAGCAAUGAUCAACAGGAUGACAGUGAUACAGUGAUUUAUUAGUACUAAUGUGGCUGGAUGAUCUGUAUUAACAGAUCAGAAACAUGGUUUCAGGGAGUAUAUUACAAAGAAUGUUUCCCAGAUUAGUUGUCAGUCCAAGUAUCCAUGAGGGACAUGAGGGAGCCUAGGAGAGUACAGCAGAUAGGCUACUUGUUUGCACAGCUGACACGGGUUCCAUUCCCAUCAACUCAUAUGGUCCCCCAUCUACGAAUGAUCUCUGAGCAUGGAGCCAAAAAUAAUGUGUGCUGCAGGUGUGACCAAACAACCUAAACUAAGUACCUACCAGGAGAGGAUGACUGUAAUAUUUGAAGUUAGCCAAACAGAAGGAAGGGAUUGCGUUCUGGGAAGAGAACCACUGAAAUACAGACACAUUGGUUGGAGAAAUUACAGUGAGUUUUAAAAUACAGAUUCUGAAGUAUAGAGAUUGAUGAUUAGUUUUGCUUCAUUUGGGGACAGCAUACCUGGUGAUGCUGGCUCUGUGCUCGGGGAUCCUGACAGUGCUCCGGGGACCAUAUGGGUUGCUGAGGAUUGAAUCCAAAUCUGCUGCAUGCAAGACAAGUGCCCUACACAUUACUAUUGCCCCGGAGCUUAGAGAUUUCACUUAGAUAGAGAUGAGGAGAUAAGUUAUGAUGUGAAAUAAGAAAGGUAAGACCUUGUAAACUAUGUUAAGAUCCUAGUAAAAGGAAGACGUAUUUUGAAUAUCACAGUUAAUAAAUGGAAGAGAUGGAACAGAGAGAUUACAGGGAGUAAAGCACUUAUUUUCCACAUGGCGGAUGGGUUUCAUCCUUGGCACCAUACAUGGUCCCCCAAGCACUUUAAGGAGUGAUCCUGAGCACUGCCAAUAAAACAACCAAGUAGAUACUAGAGAAUCUGGUGGGAGACAUCUCUAUUGGGAUGUGGUUUGGUGGGACCAUGAGAUACGAAAAGUGGGUGAACUCUAGAAUUAAAUGGAUGGAAUCAAUUGGAAAUGGAAGGUAAGGGAGGAAGUCAAGCCAUUAGGGUCAGGGGUAUGACUCAGCAGUAGCAUAUAUCUCAUAUAUGUUGGUCUCUGGAUUUAAUGCUCAGCACCCCAGAAAAGUAUCAUUGAAAUAGAAAACAAAAAGGUGGGAAGGAAGAUUUUGUAGCUCAGAUGUAGGCAUAUUGGCCCUAUGAUCCUAUUAAAGAUGACAAAUAACCGGACGAAAAGCAUAGAAGUCAGAAAAUUUUUUUAAUUUUUAAUAGUUGUUCACAGUAAUUGUUUAUUCACUAUUUCUACGCCAAUCCCACCACCAUUGCACCUUCCCACCACCCCUUAGGCAGAUGCUAAAUAAUUUACUUUGUAUUGCUUGCCAUGAAUAGUAUGAGGUGUCAUGCAGCCAUGAAAGUGGCCACACGCUCCUGGAAUUCUAAAAUUUUAAAUAUUUGGGGUCCAGAAGCAUAUCUGUGGCAUACUGCUCUCUUCCGAGAUUCAUUUGUGAGUCUCUGAAACAUGGCCAUUAAUGCUUGGGUGUGACUGCCAGGGAACUGGAAGGGCAGGGAGGUGGAGGGAGAUUGCCCAUCCCCCGACUUCAUGAAGCCUGGAGUUUUCAGUCACUCGUCCUGCAUACCUGAAUUUUUUAGCAGACUCAUUCUCAUGCAUUGGGUAGGGGGGCGCUCGGGAUGACUCUGUGAAGGUCGGCUGGAGUGCAGUGGUGAUUGGGUUCUAGAGGUUUGCAGCUACCAGGGUUCAUAUGGGGCAGGCAGAGGGACACACCUGCCCCCCUCCCAGGUGCCUUGGUGAAAUCAGCCUGGCGCAGAGUGGGGAGACAUCUUUGCAGUGUGCUGCUCUCCUCCGAGACUCAUUUGUGAGUCUGAAUCAUGGCCAUUAAUGCGCUUAAAUGGCCUGCCUAUGAUCUCUUUCAAGAUUUAUUUGUGGAUCUCUGAAGCAAGGUCAAUAAAUGAGCUUGUAUAGCUGAGCGGAAGUGGUUUGCAGGCAUGACUCCCACAUAUCUAACUUUUGGCCGUUUAAUUCUCGGAAAAGUUGGCCCCAAGAUGAUGUGCCAGAGGCACAGUGGCAAUUUUGGGGUGUCAGGAAGCCUGAAGGCACCAUUGGGCUGCUGAUGCACUUGCCCUGCAGGUACAGGUUGACCUAAUGGGUACCCCCCAGGAAAUUUUUUUAGAAUGGAGAUAAAGUGUAGGAAGUUGGGCAAGAGUGAUAAUACAGCAGGAAGGGCAUUUGCUUUGUGCACAGAUGGCCUGAGUUUAACUGCGGGCAUCCCAUAUGGUAGGCCAAGCACUGCCAGGCGUGAGCCCUGAGCAUCUCCAGGAGUGGCCCCAAAACAAAAGAAAAAGAUGUUGAGAGUUAACUGCAGUAUCUCUGAUGAGGAUGAAGACACAGCCCAGGAUGAGCUCACCGAGGAAGGGAGUAUAAAGCAGGAAGACCGUCCACAGUGAACUGUGAAAAACAGCCUGUACGUGCAGAGGAAGAUCAUUCUGAGAAGGAAGGGCCAGAGAGCAGGAAAAUGGGAACAAUGACGGUAAUUUGAGAGAGAGGACAAAAAUAACCAUAUUCUGAGACAUCUAAACAGGACGGAAAAGUAACAUAGAUGUAGGGUUGCUUUAAUGAAUGCAGCAGUGGAGGCAAAAGCAGACAACGAGGGCGGAGACCCAGAGCUAAGGAGACGGAAUCCAAAAGCACAGGCAAGUCUUGUUACUGCAAUUCGCAAUACGGCGUUCGUGAAAAUGGGACCUGACUGGAGACAUUUUGGUGUCUGAAACUCUUCUGGUAGUACUAGGCACUGGGUAGGUUAAGGCAGAGAGAGCUGGACCUGAGGGACUGUGGAGGAGGAAUCGGUGUAGCAACAUUGCCAAUAUGAAACAAUAACUUCAAUACUAUUGUAAAUGAUGACACUGCAAUAAAAUUGAUUAAAAAUGCAAAACUUAAUUGUAAUUUAUUAUCAUUGAGACCCAUCAUUGUUAACAAUGAUGGGUCUCAUUCCUCCAACCCUGAAAGAGCCUCCAGUGUGGCACCAUUGGAAAGGAUGAGUAGAGAGAGGCUUCUAAAAUCUCAGGGCUAGGAUGUAUGGAGACAUUACUGAGACCACUCGAGAAAUUCGACGAUCAACAGGAUGAUGAUGAUGAUGAUGAUGAUGAUGAUGAUGAUGAAUUUAUUAUCACAUGAUAAAAAUUAUAAAGCACUGUCAUGUGUACCCCUGGUAAAAGCACAUAUACUUCUUAAAAUAGGGAUGAUCUUUUUGCUCUGAAAAUGUGUGUUUCAUUUGGGGGUGCAUUGGGUUUUGGUGUUUUAUUUUUUUGCUCCUGACUGUAUAUGGUUUGUUACUAAUAAAAUCUAUAAUUGCUUUCGCUAA